GCCCUAAACAAGCCCUUAACCUAUCCAUUAAUAGCACAUUGAAAGCCCAAUUAGUGCAGAGCAAAAUUUGGGGGAAUAAUUGAUGCACAGGGUUUAGGGUUUUUCUGUUUUACAGCCAGAGAUCGAAAUACUCACUCCAACAUCAAGCUUUUGCUGAUUUGCAAAUAAAAAAAUGAGAGGAUUACAGCUGCCCUUGAGCCAAACGCAAAGAAUAAGACUUCAAAGAGCAUUGGAAAAGCUUCAGUCUCUUUCUUGUAAAGCGAAUUCCGACGCUUCCGUUACCGUCGCCGAUACCAUUCCCGUCAACUAUGAAGCCGCUUUACUCAAAGGGCAUGGGACAACGGACCUAAAUGGCGAUUUGGUGGCAACUGUGUGUGGCGUGGUGGAGCGCAUCAACAAACUGGUCUAUGUACGCGCCUUACGUGCUAGGUACAAGCCAGAGGUUGGGGAUAUCGUAGUGGGACGUGUAGUUGAGGUUUCUCAAAAGCGAUGGAGAUUGGAGAUAAAUUUCAGCCUAGACGCCAUUUUAAUGCUUUCCUCCAUGAACAUGCCUGAUGGUAUUCAGAGGCGGCGUACUGCUUUGGAUGAACUCAACAUGCGUGGUAUUUUUGAAGAGAACGAUGUUGUCUGUGCGGAGGUUCGUAAUUUCCAGCAUGAUGGCAGCUUGCAACUCCAAGCAAGAAGUCAAAAGUAUGGGAAGCUUGAAAAGGGUCAAUUGCUCAUAGUUGAUCCUUACCUAGUGAAGAAAAGCAAACAGCAUUUCCAUCACCUUGAACAGUUUGGAAUUGACCUGGUACUUGGACGUAAUGGAUUCAUAUGGGUUGGUGAACAUGUUGAAGCCAGAGACAGUAUGGUAGUGGAUCAAGCUAAUAGUUCUGAACAAUCCAUGGUUCCUGAAGAAAAAAACAAAACUCAUACCCCUCUAGAGAUGAGGCAGAACAUAUGCAGAAUUGCGAAUGCCGUACGUGUGCUGUCAACUUUAGGUUUCAGUAUCGAUGCAGAUUUGAUCUUGGAGACAGUUGAGUUGAGCAGCACAGUGAAAAUUGACAUACAUGACAUGCUAGGCUCAGAGUUUCAUGUUUUGGUUGCGGAAAGGGAAGCUGAGCGGAGAAGCUUGGUGGGAAAGCGGAAAAGAUGAUGUGAUAUUCAGCUGUCAGCAGUUAUCUUUCAAGGUAACAUCGUUAAUUUGCUACAAUGCGAGGAAAAUGGUGAACCUAGUGCAAAAUUGUUCCCGUUCAUAACCAUUAUAAUUUAUUUUAUAGAAUUUUAAUGGUUCCGGCAGAGAUGGAAGAAACGCCAUGGAAUUUAGAGGUUUAUAUAUGCAAGGAAAAACUACAUUAAAAUGUAGAGCUGAGACUGUUAAUAGCAUCUAGAAUGAAGGUUCCAGUAGGCUGGGAAAGAAGAAACAAAUAUGAGCUUUACAUUUUUAAAUUAUGAAAGAAUUAGUGAAUGUCCAUGAUGAAUCCGAGGAACACAAGGCAAGACAAUUUCUUUGUAAUGGCAAUUGAAUAAUGAGAUUUAGGAUGUAAAUUAAA
Molecule: messenger RNA, 1535 nt
Organism: Gossypium arboreum
Lineage: Eukaryota; Viridiplantae; Streptophyta; Magnoliopsida; Malvales; Malvaceae
Product: exosome complex component RRP4 homolog
Exons: 7
Coding region: 173-1138 (321 amino acids)
Biological process (GO): TRAMP-dependent tRNA surveillance pathway; nuclear polyadenylation-dependent rRNA catabolic process; exonucleolytic trimming to generate mature 3'-end of 5.8S rRNA from tricistronic rRNA transcript (SSU-rRNA, 5.8S rRNA, LSU-rRNA)
Cellular component (GO): cytoplasmic exosome (RNase complex); nuclear exosome (RNase complex)
Molecular function (GO): RNA binding
Source: RefSeq, a predicted model, not a curated record